Nicrophorus vespilloides is the source of this 7237-nucleotide messenger RNA. RefSeq lists its product as uncharacterized. Gene Ontology annotation, biological process: exocytosis. Gene Ontology annotation, cellular component: plasma membrane; exocytic vesicle. The transcript is spliced from 10 exons. The record is from RefSeq and is a predicted model, not a curated record. Gene Ontology annotation, molecular function: neurexin family protein binding. NCBI's taxonomy places the organism in Eukaryota, Metazoa, Arthropoda, Insecta, Coleoptera, Silphidae. The annotation marks the transcript as partial.
AAGUACAAAAGUGAAAUCUCAGUGCACGAAGAGGCCUGCGGUGGAAAACGUCCAGAAAAGAGAAGAAAAAAAGGGGGAAGAGAUAUUGAGAGAAAGAAGCAGCGAGGAAGCCGACUCACUAAGAAAAGGACGAUUGAAAGCCGAACUGCAGCUGCUGCGUAGGAAGGGAGCGUUGAAACCGUCGGCAGACUUGGAGAGUCCUACUCCAGAUCCGGACAGGUCUUGCGGCCGUUGCAGGAUCGAAUUGGGGCGCGUUAUCAAUCGCGGCGCCUACUGCAGGGCUUGCAGACUGAAAGUCUGCAAGGGAUGCAGAGAGUACUCUCUCAGAACUACCGAAUGGGUCUGCACAGUUUGCCAUAAACACAUGGAAAUUCAGGCGGCGUCUGGCGAGUGGAUGAACGAGUUCAUUCGCCGUCCCAGCAGGAGGCGAGACAAUCAAGUUUACGUUCCUGCCGCGGACAUAAUCAAGCGGACCAUCAGGAGGUCGUGGACCAUAUCAACGUACUUGCAAAUUCUAGACCCUACUCCACGCUGGAACGUGGUGCGCUCUUCCGCAGAGAAUCGACCCUAUAGCAGUCUUCCCAGGGGUCAGGACAUCGGCAGUUAUCCAUCUCUGGUUGCGCACCAGGCCAAAGAUAAUAGCGAUAUCAACAGCCCCACGAAGAAACACUCUACUGCGAAGCGAUCCCACUCUGAGGACGUCUACAACGAUCGUCCAGAGACGAAACCCGAACCAAAGCAGAGGAUCAAUCCGUUGAUCAAAUACGCCUCGAUUCACAAAAAAUCCGAUUACGAAUCCGAUAAUUCCGAUAGCGAGGAUUCGCUGCUGAAAACGAAACGAAAGCUGCUGCAUUCACGAUCGGAGAACCCUCCUGAACCAGUCAAGAAGGUAUUCGAAGGAAGCAAGAGCGUGGAUUCCGCUCCCGUACAACCGCCGCCAUCACCUCGUAAGACUUAUGAGAAGAGGGUGAGCUUCAACAACGGCACAGAAAAAAAGAAGGAAGAGGAGACCUCCUGUUGCGGAAACGAGGAAGAGAAACCGAUAGAAUUAUGCGACAUUGAACCAAUCAGCGGCACAGUGUUUCGGAAAGUCACGGUGCGCAGACGGCGUCAGGACAUGAAGAAAAUGCAAGCUGUGGACACCGGUUGGAGGAGAGGAGCCGAUUCCGAUCUGUUAGACAUCCUGCUGCCAGAAGGCGACGAUUACAAGCUGGUGUUCAUAAGUUCGGACAGUUCAUCGAAGGAGGAGGAUGUUGACGACAAUGAUAGCUCUUCGACUGCCUCCAGUUUCCCAAUAGACGAGUGCGAUUGGGACUAUUUCGAGCCGGGCGGACCCAGCGUUAAGUUCAACUGGAACUCACCGUUCGGAUCGCCGGGGGUGUACAGACGUGGUGCAUUGGAUUCUCCAUUGGGAUCACCACUGGUUUACAGGAGGACGAGGGAAUCCGAUACAGGCACAGACGAAGAUACCACCAGAUUGGACAGCGGUUCACCAGCUUCGACAGAUAGUUACAACUUCUUGACGAGAGCCAGGGACGGAGAGGAUGUAGAAGUGCGUCACGCGAUGGAUGAGGUCACGGUGCAGUGCAUCCACCAGAAGCCUGUUGAGCAAAGCGAAUCCCCACAAAAAGGUCCUUGCCAGAGUUGCGGUGCGCCCACGCAGUAUGUGCCAAUACCUGUUCCGGUACCGAUACCGGUGCCGAUGCAUUGGAAUCCCCAGGAUUCGGUGGUGAUGUACACGCCGGAGACAUUGGAGGCUAUCCGCUCGCAGCUGUGUCUACUUCCACGCGCCCUCUGGCCAUAUCUGAACCAGGCCCCCAUCGUCUGGCCUCUGAUAAGCUCAAGUGAACCGAAUCCAUUUCUAUCCGCUCUGCAGAGCAACACCGGCGCUGCACCACAGAGCACCGCCAGUGCGCCAGUUGCGGCCGACCAGAACACCUCGGACCAGGCGUCGGAUGAUGAGGCCAAGGCGGACAGCACGAUGAAGGAGAGCAAAUUGAACAUUUUCAACGCGCAAGGAACAUUCGGCGAAGGAUAUUUGGAAUCGGAGAGCAAAUACUUGAGUAGUUCUUCAGCAGAAUCCGACUUGGAGGAGCUCGAUGAUGAUGAUGACGAUAAAGAGGCUAGUCCGAAGUAUUCGCGUACGUACAACGUAGCCGAGGUUAAUUAUCGGGAAAGUGAUGAUGCUCUGCCGAGCAGUGAUUGCGACCAACACGAUAUGAGCAGCUCCGGAUCCGAUGACACGGAUAGCGAUGAUACCGGAACCGUUGCCGACAAAAAGAGGAAGAAAUUUUCCAGGAUCUACGUGGUUAACAGCAACAGUUCCAAUAGCGAUUUAUCCACAUCAGAUGAUUCCGAUGAGGAUGGUGACGAUGGUCAGAUAAUUUUGACUUGCGUUAAGGCAUUGCAGGAAGAUGGUGAAAGAAGAGAGUUUACGGAGAAAGUUGAUGUUGGAGUGGUCGAGGGUUGUGAUGUGGCAUUUGGUGAUUGUGAUAAGAAGACUGAGGAGGGUAGUGUCGGGAGGAAGGAAUACAUGUCGAGUCCGGGUCUGUCGGAUGUGAGCGCGGAAUCGUUGAAUUCGAGCGACGUAGAGAACAACAAGAUCUCUGCGGAUGACGGAUGCGAGGAUGAUAAUGGAGCUGUGUUAUCUGAGCUGAAAGUAUUGGUUUCUGUGGAUCGCGGUGAAUGGAACGAAGCGGCGAACGCGGGGAUCCGGUCUGACGAACCCGAUUCCGUUAGCAUGGAGGGGACCGCACUGGACACGCGCUGCCGCGGUGCAAACGCAGGUGUUUCACCAGUCAUUGGUGAGCCGGAUCCAAGUGUAUUACGCCAUGCCGCGCGUUAUACGAGCCUCGUCAUGAUCACCCAGGAUUCUGCGCCGCCGUCAUCGUACGCGCCUGUCAGUGUCGUCACCACCGACACCACGACACUGGUACCCGAUAACGACGUUAUAGUGAGGCACACGAAUUGGCAAGAGGAAGCAGCGUGUCGCGAUGAUAAUGAAGAAGCGUCGUUAUCAUCUGUUCCCGAACAGCAACAACAACAACAACAGAAGGAGCAGGAACAGGGAGGACUGACGGGCUAUUUCACGUUGACGUUGGAGAACGGGCAUCGUUCGAACGCGCCCAAACAACCUGUUGUUUCUAGGAGCUUGCCUCAUCACAAUGAAGACAAUUUGGAUGUCACGGUGGAUGCUUCGAACAGUCAUCAGCGAGGGGAGAGUGUGACGGUUAUUACCGGCGCCGAUACGCUAUCGGCUGUCGUCUGUCUCGAGGAGGGCCUCGCGGACGAUGACUCCUGGGUGGAGAAUCUCUCGCACGACGAAGACGAUGAUGAUGAUGACGACGACGACGAUGAUGAUGAUGAUGACUUCGGCACCAACGAUGAAUCCUCAUCCAGCGAGGAAGUCACCUUGCAUUGUACAGCGGCCAUCGACCACGAAGAUGAAUUACGAGGAUACCAUCGAGCUGCCAUCGACUUUACCUUGCACACAAUCGUUGAAGAGAGUUGCGAGGAUAGUGAAGUGGAGCAAACAACGAAUACGAACAAGAAAAUUCGACCCACGUCUGCAACAGAUCUUGAAAAGUAUUUCUACUUUGGUUUAGGCGAUGGCAAUGUCAACCAAAACCGCGAGGACACUUUCUCGGAGACGAGCAGUAUCUGCAGCGAGAGUAUGGAUUCGUUUGCAGGCGCUGACGAUGUUAACAGCAACGAAAACGCCGACCCAGCUGAUUUAGCGUCUUCACGUUUAGAAAAGUACUUCCUUAGCGGAUUCACCAGCUUCAAAGCAGAACGACGUGAUUCCGACGGCAGCGUGGGCAGCGACAGCGAGGGCAGACCGAGCCCGGAACAACGAAGAAAACGUUUAGUUAGAGCCAGAGGCACGGGCAGAUCUCAUUCAUCAUCUUUAGACAACCUGCUAUCGAAUCCCGACCUUUCCGAACCGAACGCCGACAAUCUAAAUUCAGAGAACUCAUCAAGCUCCGACACCGAUACCUAUGAUGAUUCCAAUAAUUUCGAAAAAAACGAUGGUCAAUUCGACACCGUCAAACGUAAGAAAAAUAAGAAGCAAAAGUCGUGCGGUGCUAACUCGCCAGCAGAGGAACUCAAAGCUUUAGAAACUACGCAAGAGAUGAACGAAGAUUGCGUUUCCGACGAGGAUGGGCACAAAACACCCCAACCAUCGGAUAACUCCGAUUUCAACAAUCGCAACAAACAGCAGAGUCGCGACAGCGGCUUCAUAGGAAGCAAUGAUGAUCUGAAUAAGGAUACGCGUGACAACUCAACUCCUGAGAUUAGUGCUGCUAAACCGGAAACUAAGACGAAUCUUUACAAUAUCUCCGAGGAGAAGCGUCAGGAGGAUCGUAUCACGACGCUUUCGACACCUCCAGCGACGUCGCUCACUCGUAAGGAUAGCUUUAACAACUGGAGUUCUGAUGAGGAGACGAAUUUGAUGAUGUCGAAGAUGCGGCAGUUCUUCAAGACGAUGGUGGCUAACAACAAUUCGAAACCGACGACGCCGAUUCUCGGAUUGAAGGGAUCUCCGAAACCGAUACCGAGUCCGCGCUUUAAGAAUCGCUGCAAACCGCCGCAAUUAGUGUAUUUUGAAAACGAGCUAACUAGGCUCAUGAAGACUGUGCCGGGAAUUAGGGACGAUCAAGUGCGGGAAAUAGUGGAGUACCUGAGCAGCGAGGAUACGUGGAGUGAUUCAUACGAUUCGUCGGAUUAUACGAGCAGCGAUCUCGAAGGGACUGCUGUGUGCAACAAAUCGGAGCUGCAGCAGCAGAUCUCGGAUAGCUGUAAGCAGAUUAUCAACAAGUUCGACAGCAAUGCAGAUGAUGAAGAGGGCGACGAAGGAGAUGGUGGUAUUGUUGAUGAGGGACACGGGCUUAACCGAGAAACGGCGUUUGUCUAUCAGAAGCUUGUCGCUUCGUUUGAGAAGAUGGCAACUGGGGAUGUUAACGAGGAGAUGGUCACGCCACAUAACAGUCCUCCUCUGAUUGCGAAGGUGAUGCAUCACAUUGGUAGCAGAUUGGUGGCUUUGAUGCACGAGGUUUCAAGCGGCGAGAGCCAUGCCAGCAACAGUCCGAAGACGAGACAUUAUCACAAGAGGUUACAGCAGAAGCUGUCUUCUGCCUCGACGACCACCACGGAAGAUGACGAUAGUACGUCGGACAGCAAUUUGGCGGAUAAAUUGAGUGCGCUGGAGGACACGGUUUCCAGUUAUAAUUUACUUCCGCGUAGCCGAUCUCAUGAUUUGCUUGUUAGCGAGAACAGGAAUUUGCAUCAGAGCAGCAGCGGCGUUUCUGAUAUUGCCGAGGAGCGUGAAACUAGUGACUGUGAGCGUUUCAGUUGGAGGGGUAGCUUUGAGUCCGCAUUAUUAGCAACGGAUUCGCGUAACAAGCUCUCGCUGAUUGGGGGCGAGGGGUCAGCAUCGGCUUCUGCGUUAGCAAUUGCCGCGAAGAGGAGAUCGGCAGGCGACCUGCUCUUCUCGCACAAGAGCCUGAGCAGGGAACAGCUUGACAGGGUGAGGAGUUGCGGGAGUAUCGGCGGUGCUAACAGCGAGGAUAAGCUCUGGGUUGCGCCGAAGCCCUCGAGAAGAAGAUCCAGCGUACCGGACGCAUCCUGCGGUUCCGGCGCCUCAGCGGACGGCGAAGAUGACGAUGAGGAAAUCGAAAGAGGUUCAACCCUCCCCAGAAGCUUGCAGACCGGUACUGCGACGACAAACUCCCUGCCGCGUCUACCAACAAACACCCCAACAUCCGGGAUGCACAAGGCCCAAAGCAUGUACCACUUCCUGCAGCAGAACGUGAAAAGUGCGCGAUACCGUCCACCCGGCUUCAACAGACUGAUUCCAAGUGUUCCUAAAAGGGCUGUUUCCGCCCCAGGUCUUCAGCCCACUCCGCAGAGACGCGGUCGCAAGCAGCAGUCCAUCGUUCCUAAUGAUGAAGUGAGUUUAUCGGAGGCGCACUCGUCGCCAAUGCUGGCCUCGAGGUCGUCGAAGAGCGCGAGUCCAAGUCCGGUGGCGCACAAGUCGAAGAGGGCAGUGAUUGGAAGUCAAGAGUGGCACAACGAGGAUGACAUAGAUCGAUUGGCCACGUUGCAUAGGAGGAGUAGCCUGUCCAGUUUAGGUUUGAGAUCCGAUUCGAUGGCGAGCGUCUAUUCUGGAGCUGGGGAAGGCCGCUACGGCACUGUAACAGUUCGCGGACAAGUGGAAUUCGGUCUUCAGUACAACUACAAGGCCGCAGCUUUGGAGAUCAAUGUGAAGCAGUGCAAGGAUUUGGCGCCGGUGGACGCGAAACGUAACCGCUCCGAUCCCUACGUGAAGGUGUACCUGCUUCCGGAUAAAUCGAAGAGCGGCAAGAGGAAGACCAAAGUGAAGAAGCACACCUUGAACCCCGUCUUCGACGAAUGCCUGAAGUUCCACAUCUCUCUAAACGGUUUAGAGACGCGCACACUGUGGCUAACUGUCUGGCACUCCGACAUGUUCGGCAGAAACGACUUCUUGGGCGAGGUCAUGAUGACUUUAGAGAAUAAAGUUUUCGAUGAUCCUACACCAAUGUGGUAUAAUCUACAAGAAAGGACGGAACCGUUCGAUGAUAUCCUUUCGUUCAAGGGUGAUAUUUUGGUUGGUUUGAAGUUCGUGCCUCCAGAUAUGACCGUGCACAAGAAGGGCAAACGGUCCAGAGGCGCGCUGCACGUCCUCGUUAAAGAAGCGAAGAGUUUGACAGCUGUAAAAGCCAAUGGAACAUCGGAUCCGUUUUGCAAAAGUUAUUUACUGCCAGAUAAAGGAAGGAGCGGAAAGCAGAAGACUUCGGUGACAAGGCGUACCGUGAACCCAGUCUGGAAUCACACCUUCGUCUACGAUGAUGUUACUCUGCAAGAGCUCGCUGAAAGAUCUUUGGAAUUAACAGUUUGGGACCACGAUCGUCUGGCGAGUAACGAGUUCUUAGGAGGCGUAAGAUUCUCGCUAGGAACAGGGAAACACUAUGGGAAAGGUGUGGAUUGGAUGGACGCGACUGGUAAAGAGAUGAUUCUGUGGAAGAGCAUGUUGGAGCGACCAAAUUUCUGGGUGGAGGCAUGCCUUUCGUUGAGGCCCACCCUCGACCACCGAACGUCGUAGCUUAAUAUAAUACAGAAUGAAGAAGAAAAAAAAACGUAACGUUGAAUUAUGAAAGAAAUUUACCAUUUCCCCCUUCUCUCUAUCUCAAAAAAUUAAACUAUAUCUCUCUCUACA